Molecule: messenger RNA, 1701 nt
Organism: Vanessa atalanta (red admiral)
Lineage: Eukaryota; Metazoa; Arthropoda; Insecta; Lepidoptera; Nymphalidae
Product: putative inorganic phosphate cotransporter
Exons: 10
Coding region: 80-1690 (536 amino acids)
Biological process (GO): monoatomic anion transport; transmembrane transport
Cellular component (GO): plasma membrane
Molecular function (GO): transmembrane transporter activity
Source: RefSeq, a predicted model, not a curated record
UGAUACUCAUAAUUAAUUUCUCAAAUGUAAUUGCUAAAGAAAAUUCGACUAAUACUACGAAAAUACUGUUAACGAAAUAAUGAAAGUUAAGGAUAAUGAAACAAGUUUACAAAUUAAAGUUGUUGACGGUGACAGUGACUUCAAAGUUUCAGGAUGGGGUUACAGGCAUCAACAAUGUUUAAUUUUAUUCUUCUGUUUAACAACUGCAUACAGUAUGAGAGCGUGUAUGGGCGUGGCUCUGGUGGCCAUGGUGAAUCCAAAUAUAAAUACAGAGUCACUUGCAACAAAUCAUUCGUUAUUAGAAAUGAAUAGGAAUGAAAGUAGCUUAAGUCCUCUAGAUAAAAAUUAUCCUUCAAUGGAAGAAGUUAAAGCUGGUGGAUUUCUUCAUUCACUUCUCUUGAUACCGCCUUAUCCUAAAUUUGAUUGGAGUAAAAAGACACAGGACUACAUACUAUCUUCCUUCUUUUUGGGUUACAUGCUGCUCCAAAUUCCUGCUGGACAGUUAGCUCAUUUUUUUGGAGCUAGAUAUUUACUUACUGGCGCUCUCUUAAUUAACUGUGUAAUGUCUUUCUGUUUACCUUGGGCUUCAUUUUACGGCGGAUGGAUAUUGACAUCAAUAUUCAGAAUAAUUCAAGGCUUGAGUCAAGCUUGUGUUAUACCAGGAAUGCAUACGAUGUUCGGAAAAUGGACUACAUUAGAAGAAAGAGGGCGACUAGCUGGAUUAGCGUAUGGAGGUCAGGCUCUCGGUACUGUAUUAGGACUACCGAUAACAGGCUUCAUUGCUUCAUCGCCAUUGGGCUGGCCAGGAAUCUUUCGGUUCUAUGGAAUCCUCUCAGGAAUAUUUGGUGGUGUAAUCUGGGCCCUAGGCGCUAACAGCCCUGCGGAACACCCUAAAAUAUCUAUGGCUGAACGGAAAUAUAUUGAAGAGAGCAUAGGGCAUACUGGAAUGAAUAAAAAGAAACUUAAAGUACCGUGGGGUUCUAUUCUUCGAUCUCGAGGAUUGUAUGCGAUAGUAAUUGCACACGUGGGUCAAACCUGGGGUCAACUUACACUGUAUUCCGAAGUUCCAGCCUAUAUGGAUAAAGUUAUGGGAGUAAACAUAAAAGCUAAUGGUGUCUUGACAGCUCUUCCAUUCCUCGUGAUGUGGUUUUCAAAUUUCUUCUUCAGUUGGUUUACUGACAUGCUCAUUGUGAAGAAGAUUCUUAGCGUUAGGAACACUAGAAAAUUAGCCAAUACAUUAGGAAGCAUUCCGGCUGCGAUAGGACUUAUUGCUUUGGCAUAUGCUCCUAAGAACAUUUACGUGGUGGAAAUUAUAUUAAUAGUUAUCUGUGCUUUUAAAAUUUCAUGUCACGUCGGUUUCCAAAUCAAUCAUAUCGAUAUAUCAAGUAAUUUUUCUGGAACUAUGAUGAGCAUCAGUAACUUCGUGUCCAAUUCAUUCGGUGCCCUAGCACCCGUUGUGGCUGGUUUUAUCCUAACAGACGUGACUAACGCAAUCCUGUGGCGAAAAGUAUUCUUCGUAUCAGCUGGUCUAUACUUCUUUACUAAUCUAAUGUAUGUGAUCCUUUGUACUGCUGAGAAGGCUGAAUGGGAUAAUCCUCCAGAAGACGAUAAAGAUGUUGAAGACUUGAAAGAAAUGGAACCCAUGGUUAGCGAAAAGAAUACUAAUGUUACAAACGGGCAAAAAAUAUAAAUAAAAUUGAA